AGAAAGCGUGUCAUAAACAAGUGAGGCAUUUGAGUGUUCAAAAUUUCUUGUGGAAAGGAAUUAAAAAGGUCUUAAAGCAUUUUUGACCGGAUAUCUCUUUAAAACACCAAGGACAGUAAUGCCUUUCGAUUUUAAUGGCAAAAAGGUUCUUGUUACGGGAGCCGGAAAAGGGAUCGGACGUGCUGUAGCCAUUGCUCUAAAUGAGGCUGGCUGUAAGGUUUAUGCUCUCAGUCGUACCAAGUCUACUCUCGACUCUUUAGUAGCCGAGCAUCCUAAGAUUGUUCCGAUGCUUGCUAACCUAUCCAACUGGGAUGAUGCUAGAAGAAUGCUGGAAGAUCUAGAACCGCUAGAUGGUUUGGUCAAUAACGCCGGGAUCCUUGAAGAGAGGUAUUCUGUAGUUGAUUGUCCGAGAGACUAUAUCAUCAAAAUAUUGGACACUAAUCUGCUGGGCGCAAUAAAUUGUGCACAAGUGGUUGCAAAGAAAAUGAUUGAUUCCAAAAUAAAAGGAUCCAUCGUGAAUAUUUCAAGUGUGGCCGGAAUAGGUUCUUUUUACACUUACUUGCCGUACAGUGUUUCGAAAGCAGGACUGGACAUGGUGACAAAGCAGUUUGCACUGGAACUUGGACCAUACCAGAUAAGGGUGAACUCAGUCAAUCCUACGCUUGUCAUGACGCCCAUGAUUUCAAGUCUAAAGGAUGGAUUAGAUCUACAGUACGAAAAGGGUUUUAUUGCCCGGACACCUAUGGGUAGAAUUGCAAAGGUGGAGGAAAGUGUUGGGCCGGUAUUGUACCUUCUUAGUGACUAUUCAAGUAUGGUUAGUGGCCAGAUGCAUCCGGUUGACGGGGGAAUGCUCUCUAAUGUAGCAGUCAAAAUAUAAUUUCUCUGACUGAUGAUAAAUCUCCCUUGGUUGUGAUACAAAAAAUGGCUCGUGUAAACUUGCAAAGACUAGCCGAUUGCUGUGCCACUAAUUAAAAUGCCGGAACGAACGCACACAUUAUGGAAAUAAUCUGUAUAAAUAUAUCUCAAUAACAUGCAUCUUCUAAUAAAAUACAGAAAAAA
This is a messenger RNA of Mercenaria mercenaria, 1059 nucleotides long. Its product is annotated as L-xylulose reductase-like. The transcript has a single exon. The record is from RefSeq and is a predicted model, not a curated record. Gene Ontology annotation, biological process: glucose metabolic process; xylulose metabolic process. Lineage: Eukaryota; Metazoa; Mollusca; Bivalvia; Venerida; Veneridae. Bases 119 to 877 code for a protein of 252 amino acids. Gene Ontology annotation, molecular function: L-xylulose reductase (NADPH) activity; carbonyl reductase (NADPH) activity.